AUGAGAAGUUACAGGGGCGUUAGGAUCUUCCAAAGCACUGAUAUAGGAGAAGGAACUGUGAAGGCUGCAAUAGCAGUCUUAGACCAGGACUUAGACGUCAUUCAGUGUCCAAAACUCACCACGAAUAACAUCGUCGUGGUGAGGAUCCGAACCAGUGCGUGGGAAGUCACGCUUGUCUCCAUCUACCUGGAAUGUCCACAACAAAACCACCCAAUUGGACCAGACCUGAACCACCUCGCCCUGAUAGCUCGAGAAACCGGCUCCAGGACAUGGAUCGUGGGAGGCGACGUAAACGCCAAAAGCAUGUGGUGGGGAAGCCCGGUAAAUGAUUACAGAGGUGAAGAGCUGUCCGGAACUCUAGACGAGCUAAAUAUGUCUAUACUAAAUAGAGGAAACAUACCGACCUUCGACACUGUCCGAGGGGGAAAAGAAGACCUCACAUCCAGCGACAAUGCGUUCCACCAAAACAUCAGGCAGAGAGCUGAAAUGGUGAAUGCACAGGAGCAUGUGGGACCAAGCGACCCACAGUUCACCAUGGAGGAACUAAAAACUGCCAGUGAGUCUUUCAACCCUAAAAAAGCUCCUGGAGACGAUGGCUUCACCGCUGACAUAUGUCUUCAGGCUAUAAGAUGCGUCCCGGAACUAUUCUUACAGCUUCUGAACAAAUGCCUGGAACUCAACCACUUCCCGGAAAUAUGGAAGAGAGCCACGGUAAUUGUACUGAGAAAGCCUGGCAAAAGUGACUAUACUGUUCCGAAAGCGUAUAGGCCAAUAGGCCUCCUGCCAGUGCUCGGGAAAACCCUUGAAAAAAUGUUGGUGGCCCGCCUCAGGUUCCAUCUGCUACCGAACAUGAGUACCCGCCAGUAUGGAUUCAUGCCGCAAAGAAGCACCGAAGACUCCCUCUAUAACCUAAUGCAAUACAUCCGCAGUAAAAUCAAUCAUAAGGAAAUUGUCACAGUGGUAUCCUUGGAUAUAGAGGGAGCCUUCGAUAGCGCAUGGUGGCCAGCGAUAAGAGUCCGACUGGCGGAAGAAAACUGUCCGCUGAACCUGAGACGUACUUUUGAUAGCUAUCUCUGCAAUCGGAAGGUGAUUGUCAAGUACGCAGGAGAGGAGUACGCCAAAAGCACAAACAAAGGAUGUGUCCAAGGGUCAAUCGGAGGCCCAAUCCUUUGGAACCUCCUAUUGGACCCCCUCCUAAAAAGCCUAGAAGCGAAGGGAGACUUUUGCCAGGCUUUUGCAGACGACGUGGUCAUGGCAUUCCACGGUAAAACGGCCCUGGAAAUCGAAAGGCGUGCAAACUCUGCUCUUGAAUACGUUCGGGCGUGGGGUGUCGAUAACAAAUUAAAGUUCGCUCCGCAAAAAACAAACGCGAUGACGAUCACUAAAAAAUUAAAAUACGACACUCCUCGCCUGACCAUGGGAGGGAUCGGGAUAGACAUGUCUGACGAAAUAAAACUGUUAGGGGUUACUAUAGACCGGAAGCUCACCUUUAAUACCCACAUUUCAAACGUCUGUAAAAAGGCUACUGGCGCGUAUAAACAGUUGGCAAAGGCGGCAAAAGUGAGUUGGGGACUUCACCCAGAAGUCAUAAAAACAAUAUACGUGGCUACCAUGGAACCCAUUGUACUGUACGCCGCCAGUGUCUGGGCACCAGCUGCCAAUAAAGAAAUGGCAAAAAGGCAGUUCGAGGCACUACAACGCGGGAUAGCCCAAAAACAGUGCAAAGCCUACCGCACUGUCUCCAUGAACGCAGCGCUUGCGCUGGCCGGGAUGAUCCCUCUUGACCUCCGAAUCCGCGAGGCGGCCUUGUUAUACGAGGCCAAAAAGGGAAUAUCCCGACCGGAGCUGGCGGACAGAGAAGUGGAGCGCAUGGCCCCAGCAAUGAAAGCACCUCACCCAGCCGAUUAUAUGACGCUGGGAUUUCUCAGCCUGGAGAACAGAGAAAUGCUGGAUCAAAACUGUAAUUUUGAUGUUCGCAUUUUUACAGACGGGAGCAAGAUCGAGGGCAGGGUGGGGGCCGCACUAUCCAUAUGGAGUGGCGAUGUUGAAACAAAAGCCCUCAAGCUUGCUCUCCCCAAGUACUGCACCGUAUUCCAGGCUGAGCUCCUAGCACUAUGCGAGGCGACUCGAGCUGUAGCGGGGCAUAGCGCGACGUCCUUUGGUAUAUACAGUGACUCCAGAGCUGCUCUGCAAACAGUCAUAAACCAUCGUUGUUUCCACCCGCUAGCUGUAAAAACGAGAGAUCACAUCAAAUCAGUAUCUCUCCAGAAUAAAGUAUUAACCUUAUUCUGGAUCAAAGCACAUGCGGGAUUGGAAGGCAACGAAAGAGCCGACGAACUAGCCAAAGAGGCAGCCUUGAGAUUCAAAGGACGUCCACACUACGAUCUUUGCCCGGUCUCCUACGUAAAGCGAGAGAUUCGAGCUGAGACGCUUGAGGAGUGGGAUCGCAGAUAUAAAACGGGCAGCACUGCCUCGACAACCAAACUGUUUUUCCCGAACAUAGAAGCGGCGUAUCGGAUAGUGCGAAAAAUUAAACUGGAUGGAAUAACCACACAAUUACUCACGGGGCACGGCGGAUUCUCCGAGUACCUGAACCGCUUCAAGUGCAAGGACGAUCCGUCGUGUUCAUGCGAACCCGGGAAACCGGAAAGUUUAAUACACAUCCUAACAGAAUGUCCCCAAUUUGGAAAAACUAGACACAACAUUGAAGCCGAGAUAGACGAAAUUAUCAGCAUAGAAAACUUCAGUAAUAUAGCGCGGGGACUGGCCUAG
Leguminivora glycinivorella is the source of this 2772-nucleotide messenger RNA. RefSeq lists its product as uncharacterized. Gene Ontology annotation, molecular function: RNA-DNA hybrid ribonuclease activity; nucleic acid binding. The transcript has 3 exons. The coding region runs from base 1 to 2772 and encodes 923 amino acids. The record is from RefSeq and is a predicted model, not a curated record. Lineage: Eukaryota; Metazoa; Arthropoda; Insecta; Lepidoptera; Tortricidae.